UUUUGUCAUUUCACUUUUCUGGUCGGGAGGCGAUAGACCUGCGCGACUGCGCCGGCAUCCUGCCCUCUCUCCUCACUCCCCCCUCCCGCGAACCCUAGCUGCUCUGUGCCGCCGCCGCCGCUCUCCGGAUCUGGAGCUCCGUUUUCGCUAGCCUCUGUUGGUUCCGGAUCUGACCGCUCGCCGUCCGUCGUUGCCACCGCGGCCGCCAUGGGAAAGGGGGUGGCUAGAGUUUGGUGCUACUGUCUGUUCCUAGUUCGGCCGUGGUCGUCUUUCUCCUGCAUUUCAGUUUCAGCAAUCUAACAUCUUAGAAAUCUCAAAAUGGCAUCCAAGUAUCCUAUGUUUACUGCUGACCAUACAGGAGCUGCAUCAUCAUCGUUGGUUUACGAAAAGUAUGAGAGCACUGAAGGCAAUGUUUUCAAGGAUGAUGCAAUUGACGUGAAGAGUUACAUACAGAUAAGGCAUGCGGUUGCUAUGGCGCCUAACAGUGCAGAGGCGGAGGGUAAAAUGGAGAUUCCAGGUGAAAUUGUUAACAGUAAGGCCUACAGGACUGCUACAGAAACUGGGAAGAAAAUUGGUAGAACAAUUCUCAAAGGAAUGCGGAAGAGUGAGCUUGCUGGUCUGUGUUACACUGAUUUCAGCAUUGCAGACGUUUUUGUCAGUACGUCUGGAAAGGCCAAGCUGAAAGGAGUCCGGCGCAUCAAGUUUUGUAUGACGCAGCAAUUUAACAACUAUGGCGCAGUGUGUGCAAUCAUGACGGAGCUAUUUACACUGAAUGGGCAGAUCCCAGCGGAAAUUCAACGUCUGAUUAAUCUCAUGCGAACAAGGUUUGACUUGAGAUUCAUGUAUCAUCUUCACGGAUCUUUAGUGCCCAUUGCUCGUUCUACUCUUUUGUACAAAACAUUAUAUGAGCAGCUAGAGAUAUCCACUAUGGACAAAGCAAGAAAGGACGUGAUUCUUUUGGGUCUCCCUCUCUUGUCUCAGUGGAAGGGGCUCGUAGCCACGAACUGGCUACUGAAGUGCACAUUUGACCACAAGCAGAAAGAGUACAAUGAUGGUUUGGGCAGAUAUACACGUCCCCCCCUCCCUCUAUGGCGCCUAACAGUGCAGAGGCGGAGGGUAAAAUGGAGAUUCCAGGUGAAAUUGUUAACAGUAAGGCCUACAGGACUGCUACAGAAACUGGGAAGAAAAUUGGUAGAACAAUUCUCAAAGGAAUGCGGAAGAGUGAGCUUGCUGGUCUGUGUUACACUGAUUUCAGCAUUGCAGACGUUUUUGUCAGUACGUCAGGCCAAGCUGAAAGGAGUCCGGCGCAUCAAGUUUUGUAUGACGCAGCAAUUUAACAACUAUGGCGCAGUGUGUGCAAUCAUGACGGAGCUAUUUACACUGAAUGGGCAGAUCCCAGCGGAAAUUCAACGUCUGAUUAAUCUCAUGCGAACAAGGUUUGACUUGAGAUUCAUGUAUCAUCUUCACGGAUCUUUAGUGCCCAUUGCUCGUUCUACUCUUUUGUACAAAACAUUAUAUGAGCAGCUAGAGAUAUCCACUAUGGACAAAAGCAAGAAAGGACGUGAUUCUUUUGGGUCUCCCUCUCUUGUCUCAGUGGAAGGGGCUCGUAGCCACGAACUGGCUACUGAAGUGCACAUUUGACCACAAGCAGAAAGAGUACAAUGAUGGUUUGGGCAGAUAUACACGUCCCCCCCUCCCUCUACAAGCAACUGCAAGGCAGAGACUUGAUAGAAAGCUGCUGGAGGCCCAGGACUUCCUCGACUAUCUCCGAAACAGAGGAGCGCACCGGAUGGAAUAUCUAGGACAUUUCUAUACACGGUCUCGGAAGAAGUACACGGCUGAUGGCUCGGACAGGGCUUGUGAGGUUCGUUUCGCGGAAGUAACAUGUUACUUGCAGGAACAACUGUCUGACCAGAUCCAGCAGAUGAACACCAGCGAAAUUGUUUGAUUGAUUGUGUGAGCAGUGUGAAACAUGGAAACAGCUAACAAUGCUGAGGCUUCAUAUCCAGAGAACUGUCUUGGGGCCGUGUGGUGACUUGUCAGGAAUUGGGCGCAUCUUCGUGUGAACUCAACUCUUCAUUUCUGGGUCACUGCUUACCUACUGCACUGCCAUCUCGAAGCUCAGAUUACCUUUGCUUUGGAUGAGACUUUAUCUAACGUUUGAUGCUAUAUUUCCAAGUGUCAUUUGGAUUUGGUGAUAUUCAGCGAAGCGAACUGUUAAAAUUGUGCUUACUUUGGAUGACCUAUCAUUUUGGUCGUAUUCAGUAGUAUUCGUCGCAUUUGUACUUUCACCUUGUUCUGUCUUGCCUCGGUAAUUUGCAGGUCCUACCACUGAUUGAUCGUUGAACAUCUGAUUUGGUUAUUUAUCGCAUUAAGCCAAUCUUCUGCA
This is a messenger RNA of Triticum aestivum (bread wheat), 2389 nucleotides long. RefSeq lists its product as uncharacterized. The transcript is spliced from 6 exons. NCBI's taxonomy places the organism in Eukaryota, Viridiplantae, Streptophyta, Magnoliopsida, Poales, Poaceae. The record is from RefSeq and is a predicted model, not a curated record. Bases 319 to 1641 code for a protein of 440 amino acids.